AUGCCAUCCCUCAAGCGUCGAGCAGACGCGAUAUCUCGCGACGGUGGCGGACACGAAUCCAAUUCCGACUCCGAUGCCUCUGCCUCUGCCUCCGCGACACAAACUCAACGACACCAACAACAGCGUCGUCGCCGAUCCUCCUCCUCUGCCUCAAGCACCUCGUCAACCACCUCCGAUCACCAAGCCCAAACCCAAACCCACACCCAAACCCAACACACCCUAAUCAAAAAGCUCGUCUGCCUCGCCCUCGCAACCGAGUACUCACGCACACCCCUCCGACGGUCCGACAUCUCGACCAAGAUCUUCAAAGACACCAAUAACACCGGCACCUCCUCCGCAGGCCGAUCCUUCCGCGCCGUAUUCGACGGCGCCCAAGAGAUCCUCAAGUCCACAUUCGGAAUGUAUCUCGUCGAACUUCCCACACGGGAGAAAACCACUCUCAAAGAUCGCCGGAAAGAAGCAACUCAACAGACACAGUCGUCAUCGUCAACAUCAUCAAAAUCCUGGAUUUUGGUUUCUAUCCUGCCUGAAGCACUAAAACAGAACCCGGCAAUUGCCCAACCUGCACGAGCACCCUCUGUCGAGACCGAAGCGUCCUAUACAGCAUUGUACACUUUUAUCCUCAGUCUGAUUUACUUGAACAACAAGUGUCUCACGGAACAGAAGUUGGAGCGGUAUCUGAAACGCGUGAACGCCGAUACGUAUACUCCGUUUGGAAGCCUUGAUAAGUUGCUCGCAAGGAUGAUCAGGGAGGGGUAUAUUGAUCGACGGAGGGAUACGAGUUCGGGUGAAGAGGUGGUCGAGUAUGUUCCUGGGCCGAGGGGGAAAGUUGAGGUUGGGACGGAUGGUGUAUUGGGGUUGGUUAGGAGUGUUUAUGGGUAUGGGGCUGUGGGAUUGGGAUCUACGAAUACCACGAGAGCUCGCGAUCAGAAUGGUGAUGAAGGUGGUGAGGGCGAGGCCAAUGGUUCCAGCCGAGUGACUAAAUUGGUCAAGAUGGAAGAGGAGGAACUUGAUGCUAGAUUGUCGCGCAGUCUGGGCAUCAAAAUUGGCAAGAUUGACAGAUCUCAUCAUCACCGCGGCGGAGAUGGGGACGAUGCGGAGGGUGGUGAAGAGGAUGACGACGACGGCAACCCGGGUCAAGAUGACUUGGGUGAGGAAGAGGAGUCCGCUCCUGCCGGACCCUCGAGGGCAAGAGUCCGGCAGAGCACGAGGAUUAGGCGGUGA
Molecule: messenger RNA, 1224 nt
Organism: Exophiala dermatitidis NIH/UT8656
Lineage: Eukaryota; Fungi; Ascomycota; Eurotiomycetes; Chaetothyriales; Herpotrichiellaceae
Exons: 1
Coding region: 1-1224 (407 amino acids)
Biological process (GO): DNA repair
Cellular component (GO): nucleus
Source: RefSeq, a predicted model, not a curated record